AUGUUUGCGUUUGCAGUUCUAGCAUCGUCUAGAGUUCCACGCUACCCAGUUCGUCCAGUAGCGCCAGUCUUCCGCAUCCCAAGACCAUUCCCAAGACCAGUUCCAGUAGCUAAGCUUAACGGAGAAGAGGAAGAAGACCCAGAAAACAUUUGGGGCACAAUCGCCAAGGAAGUCAUCAAGGAGGCUGCUAAGUCCGCUGCUGCCGAUGCCAUCUACUCUGGUGCCAAGUGA
Trichomonas vaginalis G3 is the source of this 231-nucleotide messenger RNA. RefSeq lists its product as uncharacterized. NCBI's taxonomy places the organism in Eukaryota, Parabasalia, Trichomonadida, Trichomonadidae. The transcript has a single exon. Bases 1 to 231 code for a protein of 76 amino acids. The record is from RefSeq and is a predicted model, not a curated record.